This is a messenger RNA of Dermacentor andersoni, 2733 nucleotides long. Lineage: Eukaryota; Metazoa; Arthropoda; Arachnida; Ixodida; Ixodidae. The record is from RefSeq and is a predicted model, not a curated record.
UUUGGCUAUGUGUACAAGAUGGCGGCGCCCAUGCUUUGCGCGAGCUGAUACAAAACUGCGAUGCGCUUUCGAUAACAAUCGUCACAGUUGGUCUUUAUUUAAAUGACGUACGCUUGCAAAACAUCGCUCAUUGUUCGGACAGGUCUCGCAGCUGGGCCACGCGCCCGAUCGCGCUCCGUGAUAAUCGGCUGAAACGUGGGACUGUGUCCGACGCCGCACACAUCGGCGAUGCCCGAGAUUUGCCCGAGCGGUUUCGUCGAAGACAUCGAGGACGUCGUCCGAUCGGCCGAAGAUGUCGUCUCUCCGACAGCACGUCGAGAGGUGGUCCCUCGCGUCAGGAGGCGAAAGGGCCAGCCUGAAGCCUGCGGCGACAGUUUCCUGCCUGGCACCCACAAGAUUCACGUGAAGACAUGGGGCUGUGCCCACAACAGUUCGGACAGCGAGUACAUGGCCGGACAGCUGGCAGCCAAGGGAUACACUAUCGUUGACGAUGCGAACAGUGCUGACCUGUGGCUGCUCAACAGCUGCACGGUGAAGAACCCUGCCGAGGACCACUUUCGCACCGCCAUCGAAGGGGGCCUGCACCAGGGCAAGAGGGUUGUGGUGGCCGGAUGCGUCGCCCAGGCUACCCCCAAUGUGGGCUACCUCCGCGGUCUCAGCAUUGUGGGAGUCCAGCAGACUGAUCGUGUCGUGGAAGUAGUCGAGGAGACUCUCAAAGGCAACUCUGUGCGGCUUCUAGGUUCCAAGAAGGAGGGCCGACGGAAAGCUGGCGGUGCCCCGCUGACCCUGCCAAAGAUUCGACGCAACCCUCUCAUCGAGAUUAUAGCCAUCAACACGGGCUGCCUCAACCGCUGCACGUACUGCAAAACCAAGCACGCCCGCGGGGACCUGGGCAGCUAUCCGAUCGAUGAACUUGUGGCACGGGCCAGGCAGGCAUUUGAAGAGGGCGUGCGUGAGAUUUGGCUGACCUCUGAGGACACAGGGGCUUACGGUCGGGACAUCGGGGUCACGUUGCCCGACCUGCUGCGGGAGAUGGUGGAGGUCAUUCCCGAGGGCUGCAUGCUGCGGCUUGGCAUGACCAACCCACCAUACAUUCUCGACCACCUGGAGGACAUGGCCGAAAUCUUGAACCACCCUCGCGUCUACUCCUUCCUGCACGUCCCAGUGCAAUCUGGGAGUGACCCGGUGCUGACUGAAAUGCGUCGAGAGUACACCAUUGCGCAGUUCCGCAGCGUAGUGGAUCACCUGCGGAAAGCUGUUUCAGGAAUCACAAUUGCUACAGACAUCAUAUGCGGCUUUCCCACAGAAACUGAAGAAGAUUUCGAGGAAACGAUGCAGCUUGUCCGAGACUAUCAGUUCCCAUCGCUCUUCAUCAACCAGUUCUACCCAAGGCCCGGCACCCCUGCGGCCAACAUGAAACGAAUUCCUACGCACAUUGUUAAGGAGAGGACUAAACGACUGUCAGAACUGUUCCAGUCAUACAUGCCCUACAGCCAUCGAGUUGGCGAGCGACAUAUGGUCCUCGUGACCGACGUGGCCCAUGACCAGAAGCACCUAGUCGGUCACAACAAGUUCUACGAGCAGAUCUUGCUUCCCAUGGAUGACCAGUACAUGGGGAAGUUAGUCGACGUCGAGAUCACCAGUGUGGGAAAGCACUUCAUGCACUGCAACGUCAUCGGGAUCAACACGUCAAUGGACCGAACACUUCCUAAGCCACUCCCCAAAGGUCAGGUCUCGGGCGUCAAGCCAAGCCAAGCUGCCAUCCAAAGCAAGCAAGCACAAAGAUCGUAUGGGGCGAGCUCGGAACACUACUUGACCGUUAUUGUGACAGCCAUGUUAGUAGCCAUUGUUGGCGUUGUCUUAGAAUUCUCUAUAGGCACAAAAAUGCUUGUUUUCAAAUAAAAGCAAGACGCAUGGUUGUUCAUAGCAGCACCAUUGGUCGUUGCUGGUUGUAUCAUAUUAGAGGAUUACCGACACGAACAUUCUCUAUCCACUUUUUUGCUUUUUUUACAAAACUGUAGACUUAAUAACAGCAGUGUGAAGACACAGUUGUUUGAAAGUGCCACAUAUAAGCAAUUAUAAAUUUCAGUUGACCAGUUCAAAACGUGCGCCAAGUGCACGGCAGCUUUAGACAUGAAGCAGAAGACUAUCCACGUCGUUGAAACUGAAGGUAAUGGUCACAUGGCAAGACAAAUACUCAUAGGUGCAACAUACGAGACUCAUACGUGUGCCAGUUAACUUGGUGCAGUGGUUGUGGUUGAAGGCCAUACAAUAACAGUGUUGCCUAAGGCUGCUAAAGUGACCUUACCAAGUGUGCGAGUCUCUUGGAAAUGCAUAGAAACCAUAGAGUGCUGAAAAGAUUCCACUUUCAGUAGCACUGUCACAGUAUGUGUUUACACAUCUACUUUGGUUUAGGUGCACAGCGAAGAACCCCAGGUGGCUCUCACAAUCAUAUUGUGGUUUUGUCACAUAAAACCUAGAAUUUAUUUUAUUUGCAUAUGCGGCUUCACAUCCGAAGCUACGCUGAACUUGGCACGUGUUUUAAACUGGUCGCAUUAUAAGGUAUCGUAAUAACUCGCAUUUGUUGUGCUCUCUAGAAACUGAACUGCCACAACGUAACUGCUUGAUCAAGAGCUACACAAUUAAAGCAGUAAAAGUGAGACAAAAAAUGUUUGUGUCAGUACUCCUUUAGAGAGGCAUUAAAAAUAAUAAAAAAUAAAGUGAUUGCCUUCA